AGAGCUCACCUUCAGAUCGGUCCGAGACGGCUUCUGGGACGUCCCCAAGCUGUGACCAGGGCGCCGUGUGGGGCCAGCGUCACCUUCAGUCUCUCCAGGGCUGCGUGGGACCUGGGCAGCAUGGCACCCUCCAGCCAGUCAGUGGAGAAGCCGGUGGCCCUGGAGCCCCAGCCGGAGCCCGGACCAGAGGCCGGGCCAGGCCACGAGCUUCAGUCCUGGCAGUGCCUGGUGUUCUUUCUCUGCUUCUACGGCUUCAUGGCCCAGAUGCGGCCCGGAGAGAGCUUCAUCACCCCCUACCUCCUGGGCCCUGACAAGAACUUCACACGGAAGCAGGUCACCAACGAGAUCACGCCGGUGCUAUCCUACUCCUACCUGGCAGUGCUGGUGCCCAUGUUCCUGCUGACGGACUACCUGCGCUACAAGCCAGUGCUGCUCCUGCAGAGCCUGAGCUACAUUUCUGUGUGGCUGCUGCUGCUCUUCGGCCACUCUGUGCUGCACAUGCAGUUCAUGGAGUUCUUCUUCAGCCUUACCAUGGCUGCCCGCAUCGCCUAUUCCUCCUACAUCUUCUCUCUCGUGCAGCCUGCCCACUAUCAGCGUAUGGCUGGCUACUCGAGGGCUGCAGUGCUGCUGGGCGUCUUCACCAGCUCCGUGCUGGGCCAGCUGCUCGUCACUGUGGGGAGAGUCUCUUUCACCAUGCUCAACUACAUCUCACUGGCCUUCCUCACCUUCACCCUCAUCCUCACGAUUUUCCUGAAGCGCCCCAAGCGCAGCCUCUUUUUCAACAACAGUGAGUCUGUACACAGCGGGGCCUCGCCCUCCGAGCUGGCCCAGAUGCACCCAGGACCUGGCUGGCCCGCAGGAAGAAAGCUUGGCCGGACACUGCUGGCAGCCUGGUGGGACUGUACCCUUGUGCGCAUGCUUCGGGAGCUGGGGAACAGCCUGCGGCUGCCACAGCUACGUCUCUGGUCCCUCUGGUGGGUCUUUAACUCGGCUGGCUACUACCUAAUCGUCUACUAUGUGCACAUCCUGUGGAAUGUUGUUGAGCCCACCACAGACAGCACCAAGGUCUACAAUGGUGGGGUGGACGCCGCCUCUACUCUGCUAGGUGCCAUCACCGCCUUUGCGGCAGGCUUUGUGAAGAUCCGCUGGGCCCUGUGGGCAAAGCUAGUCAUUGGAGUCUUGACAGCAUUCCAGGCUGGGCUGGUCUUCCUCAUGCACCGCACGACCAGCAUCAGCCUGUGCUACGUGGCCUUUGUGCUCUUCCGCGGCACCUACCAGUUCAUGGUACCCAUCGCCAUUUUUCAGAUCGCGUCUUCUCUUUCUAAGGAGCUCUGUGCCCUGGUCUUCGGAGUCAACACAUUCCUCGCCACCAUUCUCAAGACCAUCAUCACCCUCAUCGUUUCUGACAAGCGGGGCCUUGGCCUUCCCGUCCGCUCUCAGUUCCUCGUCUACUUUGUGUACUUCGUGGUGCUGUCCGUUAUCUACUUCUUGGGGGCUGCGCUGGAGAUCCUGUGGCACUCCCACCAGGACCGCCACCAGCCCCUGCCCCUGGCCCAGGAGCUGAGUAGCCCCUUGAAGGAGAAGGCUGUCCCGGCGUUGGACCAGGAGGAUGGGGUCCUCAGCAACGUGCAGCCUGAAGCCACUGCCCUGGCCCCGGAGGACAGUGCGUGGACUGAAGGGCCAGUCUCGAGGGAGCUGCCUGAGGCCAAGGCCUGAGCUGGCCUGCUUUGUCUGCCCAACCCAGUGGGUGGCCAGAUUCCUGACAUCAGAAGCCACCUGCUCUGCAUCCUCCAACAUUCUCACUGAGCCUGGAGCCUUGACAUCUGAAAGCUGUCACGUCGUGAGCAGGUUGCCCCUCCUCUCUCUUGGAAUCAAGAAGAUGGGUUUCUGGCGUUGUUUGAAUUCCAUUGUUCAGAUUACGCAACCAAUGACCAAUGGGGCCCCUGUGUGGUCUACCCUUGUGACACACACCCUGAGGGCCACCUGCCUCAGCCAGAGGAGCCUUUGCUUACCCUGCAGUGUCCCCGGGCCCUGAGCCUCUCAGGCUUCACAUUCUGACUGUGCUCCGUAGCCUGCUGGGGACACUGGCAGCUGCAAGACCACUGAGGGUUGGGUUGUGUCUCCUGCCUGCACAUGGCUGGUGGUACAGUUCCAUGUGCCCACCAGGCUGGCCCACCUUCAUCCCCCUUGGGAGGCAGAUCCCACUUGUUCCUAGGUACCGGUCAAGUGACCCCCGAUGCCAGCCCAGGGGACACCAGCCCCGUGUAGGAUGCCAUGGGCCUUGUAGGGAGGGGUGGUAUCCCAGAUUCCCAGGGCCCAUGGCUAAGUGACAUUUCUAGACGUCCAGGUACCAGAAUGUUA
Molecule: messenger RNA, 2361 nt
Organism: Pteronotus mesoamericanus
Lineage: Eukaryota; Metazoa; Chordata; Mammalia; Chiroptera; Mormoopidae
Gene: SLC19A1
Product: solute carrier family 19 member 1
Exons: 6
Coding region: 121-1716 (531 amino acids)
Biological process (GO): methotrexate transport; folate transmembrane transport
Cellular component (GO): basolateral plasma membrane; apical plasma membrane; plasma membrane
Molecular function (GO): methotrexate transmembrane transporter activity; folate:monoatomic anion antiporter activity; folic acid binding
Source: RefSeq, a predicted model, not a curated record